Trichophyton verrucosum HKI 0517 is the source of this 1197-nucleotide messenger RNA. RefSeq lists its product as uncharacterized. The transcript has 4 exons. The record is from RefSeq and is a predicted model, not a curated record. Lineage: Eukaryota; Fungi; Ascomycota; Eurotiomycetes; Onygenales; Arthrodermataceae. The coding region runs from base 1 to 1197 and encodes 398 amino acids. Gene Ontology annotation, biological process: COPI coating of Golgi vesicle.
AUGAAAGUGGGCGGAAAUGAGUCGGCUACCAAAUAUUUCCAGUCACAUGGCGGGACAGCUGCGUUAAACAGCAAGGACUCCAAAAUAAAGUAUACCUCCAGUGCAGCGGUGAAGUACAAAGAAGAAUUGAAGCGGCGAGCAGCUCAAGAUGCAGAAGAGUAUCCUGAGGAGGUAGUGAUCACGGACGUGGCUGCAACAGCUACCCCAGAAGGAUCAUCCACACCCGCUGGCGAUCCGGAUGAUGAUUUUUUUUCAUCUUGGGACAAGCCAUCCAUCAAAAGACCAAGCAACCCCCCUUCACGUGUUGGCACACCGUCCUCUGGAGGCCGCAGCUCGCCUUUCCUCACUCCGGGGCCCAACGGUAACGGAUCGCGACCCAAAUCUCCACUUUCUAGCACUGAAAAGGGCAAUGCUUCUUCUCCCCCUGUCGCUGUCCGGACGGCAACAGCUGUCCGCAAGGGACCAGCUGCCACUGGAAAGAAAACAUCAGUUCUCGGGGCCAAGAAAGGACCUAAGCUGGGCGCAAAGAAAGUUGUUGGAGCAGAGGCUAUUGAUUUUGACGAGGCAGAGAGAAAGGCAAAAGAAGAAGCGGAGAGAAUUGCAAAAUUGGGGUACGAUCCUGAGUCUGAAAGGGCUGAAGAGGAGGCUGCUACAAAGGGGAAAUCUGCUUCAUCCAUAGUUUCUCCUACUCCAAUAAGCCCCAGAACUAGCUUUGGAACCACACGGAGUCAUGACCGGAGUGCAAGUGAGGUUGAGAGAUUGGGCAUGGGCAUGGGACGCCUUGGCUUUGGUCAAGUUGGAAAGCCUAAGGCUCCAGCUCCAAAGAAGCUGGGAUUCGGUGCUGUUGGACAUGCUAAUUCCGCAGUUGAUGAUGAAGAAUUAGAGCAAACAAGAUCCAAAUUCGGCAACCAGAAGGGUAUUUCGUCGGAUGAGUUUUUCGGCAGAGAGCAGUUUGACCCCGUAGCUCAGGCCGAGGCUAAGACUCGACUCAGCAACUUUGAAGGCGCUACUUCGAUAUCAAGCAAUGCUUACUUUGGCCGCCCUGAAGAUGAACUUCCGGCUGGUGACGAUUACGGCGACUUGGAAACGGCAGCUAAGGACUUUGUUCGGAAAUUCGGGAUUACCGCGGGCGAUGAUCUUGAGAAUUUGACCAACUUGGUUGGUGAUGGCGCUGUUAGACUUCAUGCUGAGUCUUAA